Diutina rugosa is the source of this 1779-nucleotide messenger RNA. RefSeq lists its product as uncharacterized. NCBI's taxonomy places the organism in Eukaryota, Fungi, Ascomycota, Pichiomycetes, Serinales, Debaryomycetaceae. The transcript has a single exon. Bases 1 to 1779 code for a protein of 592 amino acids. The record is from RefSeq and is a predicted model, not a curated record.
AUGCUUGGUCCUUCAACUGAAUGGACGCUUCAGGCUGCGGGCGCUGAAACAGGGUAUGUUGAUGUGACCAUAGUGCCUCUGAUCAAGCCAUUGUUUGAUUUCCUCCUCAGUUUACCGCGUUUGAAAUACGCUGCAUACCAAGCCGAUAUUGAUGGGAAACACCAACAGUUCAAUGCUUCCUUAAAGCAAACGAUCACUCAGGUGCUUCCCAUUACGGUCUCAUCAAUUUCAAUUGAAUUGGAUGACCCGGCACAAGUCAAUUUGGCCAAAAUUGAGGCUACCCACAUUUUCUUGGAGGUGAAAGAGACGCUUUUAGCUAACGUCAACGAGUACAUCUACGCGGCCAAUAACGCUGAGAGUCUCUUUAGGGUUCUGCAAUUGCUCAAGUCGAUAUACCACUUUGUGGACUACUUGGAACCUUUUGCUGCUUUUGACAUCGUCCUUAAAUUGUUUCCCAUCAAGAAUGAACGACUCAAUUUGAUCCUUGGCAGCUUUGAAAAUUCAAAGGAUAGGUACAUGAUCACAUCCAACCUUUACAUUGAGAUUGAAAGAGAUACGGUUCGGGGUAUGAUAAUGUUACUUUUGAAUAUUCUUCCGACUUUGAUUUACACCACUCACGAUGAAUUUUUUGCCUGGAAAUCCCAAUACUUGAAGGAUCUUGGUGCGGGGGUAUUCAGUGUUCUUCCUUUGGAAAUGUUCCAGGGUAACAGUACCGUUGCCGAAGAGUGGAAACGUUACAAGCCGAUUACCAAGUCCAAAUUGGAAAUACUCAAGUUCCUCGAUGAAAUUAAAGAACUCAAAUCGAACGUACCAAUUAUCUCGGCUCCCGUUAAUGAUACCCAGAAAACCCUUAAGGGUUACCUUCAAUCUAUAUCCAGCCGCGUGACCAACAAUGGUAAUGCACUCAUGAAGUACGUUAUAAAUUUCAUCGAAAAGACUGGAUUAUAUUCCGUGUCAUAUGCAAUAACGGCUGCCCACAUUAUCGGUGAGAAUUUUGAUAAGUUCCGCAAAUACCCCUUUACCAAUCUUGACGCAAGCAUAAACGUUAUGCGAGACACAGUGGAGUCGAUUUACGAAGGAUUAUUGAAAGAUGCACCUAUUACAGUUGGCAAGAUAAACAAACAACGACUUCGUUCUCACAUCAUACUUGCGGUAUAUAAGACUACGAUGGGGGUGAUUUAUGAUUUGAUCCUAUCAAAAAGCCCUCUUGCUCAUGUGCCUUGGAACGCAAAGUUUGAUGAAAUGCAAAUAGCUGUGGUGGUGCUGCGGCUGUUGUUAACCCAGUUCAAGGAGGAAGAGCCCUGGACAUGGCAAGCUCCAUGGGGAGAGAUGAUUGUGGAAGGAACUGGAAUAUUGAAAGUCGUGGAUGAAAGUGGCAAAUCAAUUGGAAUGAAAGCCUUUUUCUCGCCUCAAUCUAAAGGAAAAAUGUUUAAAAUUUAUGAAGUCCACAUGACUGCCCUUCCUCACGACGUACAGAUGCUGGAAGAGAUUGCCGCGGUGGUGCCCUCAAGCGUGAUUGACGAAGUUUGGCUGAGAGAAUUCUUGACUAUUAAUUCACUCAAGUUGAUUAGUCGUACCCGUGAGAAUGGUAACGCUUACAUGAUGAUGAUGACGGGGGAUUUCAUAUUACCCUUGCGACAGCAGCCAAAGCUCACCAUUUUGAUCAAAGCAUGGCUGUUCGCCAGAGGACAACUCACUAAUGAGCAAGGUAGGUUAACAGAAAAGGUACCAUUUCUUGAGGACAACAAUGGGAGACGAAUGCUGCGCGAACUAGUGUGA